AGAGGCGUCAGUGAGAGGAGGAUCCUGAGCGGGGCGCUCACACUGCAGGUAGCACUCACACCCCUCUCCUCAAUGUGUAGGAUGGAGCACUUCAAUAAAGACGGCCAUGGAGCGCUCCUUGAAGUAGACAGAGUGGUGACAACUCAGAAUGAUCCAAAUACUGGAACCACGUUCUCUUCCACGAACUAUCAUGCCAGUCGAUGUUGCUGUUAGGAUAUGCUUGGCGCAUUCCCCUCCGUUAAAGAAGUUUCUCAGCCCCUAUGAUGACUGCAGGGGAAGAAAUCUUGUGAAUCGAUUCAAGCCGUUGAGGCCAUGUCUUUCUUUGAAGAAGGAAUCUGAAUCCAGGAACAAUGAGAGGAACCGAUCCAAAUCCCGAGCUAAAAAGAAAGUCAUCUUUGCUGAUUCUAAAGGACUGUCCUUGACAUCGGUACACGUGUUUUCAGAGUUUAAAGACGAACCUGCUGUCGAGCUCCAGUUCGAUCUGGUGGAUCUUGAAGAUAUCACUGCUAGCCUAAAAUUGCAUGAAGAAAAGAAUUUGAUCUUGGGAUUCACCCAGCCGUCGGCUGACUACCUACAGUUCCGCAAUAAAAUCCAAAAGAACUUUGUAUGUCUGGAGAAUUGCAGCCUUCAAGAGAGGUCCAUUGCUGGCACCAUCAAAGUUAAAAAUUUCAGCUUCGAAAAAACAGUCAAGGUGCGAAUAACCUUCAACACCUGGAAAACCCACACAGAUGUUGACUGCGUUUACAUGAACAAUAUGUAUGGAGGCACGGACACUGACACCUUCUCCUUUGCCGUAGACCUGCCUCCUAACAUUCCCAGUCAUGAGAAAAUUGAGUUUUGCCUAUCCUACGAGAGUGAAGGGCAGAUAUUCUGGGACAAUAAUGAUGGACAGAACUACAAUAUAAUUCGUGCAGAGUGGAAAUCAGAUGGGGUACACACCAACACCUUAACUAAAACAGACAUAACCUCUUACAAAUCCCAAACCUUCAAGCCAGAAAAUGACUUAGAUCAGUUUGGAACCCCUAAAACAUCCCUCGGUUUAUUUCCCGAAUGGCAGAGUUGGGGUAGAAUAGGGAACACCUCUCCAUACUGGUGAACAUAAUUCAUGGCCUCAUUGCUUUUUAUCAUUAAAAGGAUUUAAAUGUCUUUGAGAACGAAAAGCACAUUAUAGACAAAUCCCGCGUUAUGUAACAAAGUCAGGGCAGAACAAUUAACUGAGACGACAAGCUUUGUCGUUAAGCAAAUUGUUAAAGUUCAAAGCACCUUUAAAUCCCUGAUCAGCCUUAGAGUAGUUGUCACUCUCUGCCAACCACAGCCUUCAUAGAAUCAUGUCUAGUGGUUAAGAAAACGUGUUGGGGUGGAGUAACCAGGUUUUUGAACGUUGAGGUGUUCUAAUAUAGGCUGGCUAAACAUAAGACUCCUGAGAUGACGAGAGGUUAAUGUGUAUUCACAAAAUGCGGGUAGGUCAUGAAGUUAGUGUUCAACCAAAGGGACCCUUUGUCCAAUUGUUUGAGGUUAGGUUUCAAAAACUAGCUCUUCACAAUUAUAAAUUGAUUUGGAAGUGGAUUUUAGCUUAAAGGGAACCUGUCAUCAACUUUAUGCUGCCCAUACUAACAGCAGAAUAAAGUAGAGACAGGUGAGUUGAUUUCAGC
Bufo bufo (common toad) is the source of this 1652-nucleotide messenger RNA. It is a transcript of the gene PPP1R3C, whose product is annotated as protein phosphatase 1 regulatory subunit 3C. Gene Ontology annotation, molecular function: protein phosphatase 1 binding; glycogen binding. The record is from RefSeq and is a predicted model, not a curated record. The transcript has 2 exons. Bases 149 to 1096 code for a protein of 315 amino acids. Gene Ontology annotation, biological process: regulation of glycogen biosynthetic process. Gene Ontology annotation, cellular component: protein phosphatase type 1 complex. NCBI's taxonomy places the organism in Eukaryota, Metazoa, Chordata, Amphibia, Anura, Bufonidae.